Messenger RNA from Exserohilum turcica Et28A, 2427 nucleotides. RefSeq lists its product as uncharacterized. Gene Ontology annotation, cellular component: RNA polymerase I upstream activating factor complex. The coding region runs from base 1 to 2427 and encodes 808 amino acids. Gene Ontology annotation, molecular function: zinc ion binding; rDNA binding; RNA polymerase I general transcription initiation factor activity. NCBI's taxonomy places the organism in Eukaryota, Fungi, Ascomycota, Dothideomycetes, Pleosporales, Pleosporaceae. Gene Ontology annotation, biological process: regulation of DNA-templated transcription; transcription initiation at RNA polymerase I promoter; nucleolar large rRNA transcription by RNA polymerase I. The record is from RefSeq and is a predicted model, not a curated record. The transcript is spliced from 4 exons.
AUGAGCUCUGCCUCCGACUACGUUGACGACGGGCCGUCGGACGAUUCCAGCGCACAUUCACGCCGCCAGUCGCCUCGCAGGCGCCCCAGUGUACAGUCCAUCGACCCCCUAUGCGUACGCAAGGACUAUCUCGAGAGCAAAUACAGCGAUGCAUAUCGCGUGCUCUUCAACCACGAAGUCCACCGGGCAGCCGCGCGCUUUGAGACGGAGACUACGGGCCAUCAAUACUACAGAUGGCACGUUGGCGCCUCGACAUGGUCGCCCCAAGAACAGGCCACCCUGUUCGCCGCCCUAGAGCGAUUGGGAAGAGAAGAUGUUCCAGGCAUAGCUGCAGCGAUUGGCACCAAGAGCGUACCAGAGAUCCGCGAGCUGCUCGUGUUGCUCCACGAUGCUGCAGCCAAGCAGGGCGAUGCCAAGGUGACACUUCGCGACGUCCCUGCCGCCACUGAGCUGAGCAGUGAGUGCAUCGAGCAGCUGGAUGCUGCUGGGGAAGCGCUUGCUUGGCUCCAGGAAGUCUUUGAAGCCAGCCAGGAGAAGGAGAAAUUCGGCGACCUCUGGCUGAUUACUCCUGCUGUUGCCAACGAGAUUGAGAGCGCCAUCGACCCCAGCCGCAUACGAGAGCCUACAACACCCAUUAUGAGCGAGCCAGAAGCUCGCGCAAGGGGAGGGCGAGUAGUCGCAGGCGCAUGUCUUUCGUGCAAGAAGUUUAAGCAAAAGUGCGACCGCGAAACCCCAUGUGGCAACUGCCAGCGGCGAAAGACUGAAUGCGUAUACUCCCACCAGUCUCCCAGAGCUGAACGGCCCGAGACCCCCAAGGACGAAUCCACUAUGGCCGGUAUCCUCCAAGCGAUACCGGAAGCAAACUUGCUACAGCCACAAGUCAUGCUCACAUUAUCCAAAACCCUCUUCAUGAACCGCUCUCCGACGAUUCCUUCUCCCUGGCCGCACUGGUCCGAAUAUACGUCUGAGCUCGCUCAGGAACCCUCCAUCUACCGUAGUGCCUUUGGCGAUUUCCACAACUUGGUUAUUUCUCUCACUAAACGACUUAUGCAAACGGCCAUUUUUCAAGCGACAUCACGUCUCCGGUCGCAACGUUAUAGAGUAAAGAAGAAUGCCAUUCCGUUGGUCAAGAGAAGGGACGUCCUAGCUGCCAUCGACAUUCUGGGCAUGCAGAGAAACAGCCAAGAGCGAUGGAAAGGUGUCGCCCGACGGUGUGCACUGAGAGUUUAUGAUGGCCAGUGGUCUCGUCACCGUCAUAAGAGAACCAGGAGAGAGGUGCCUUGGGACGAGGUUGAAAGGAUCAUGACAUCAGUGGAGCAGCCUGCUGAUACCCUUACGACCGACGCUGAAACUUCCGAAAACGAUCAUGUCGAGUUCAGGUCAAGGGCUUCACGAAAGGGAACACCUCUGCCUAUGGAUCGGCUUGCACUAUCCGACUCGGACGACGAGUCACUAAUAUACGAAAGUAAGCCAGUCUCUCAAAGCGCGCCGAAAUCCCGAGAUUCGAUUGGACGAUAUACCAGUUCCUUGAGCCUUGAGCAAUUCGAUCAAGAAGCAAGCCGGCAGGAAGAGCAUUCCCUUUGGGGCAUGCUUGACCUUGAGCCACCCGCCAAAGACGACGAGUGCAAGAGCGACGAGGAUAGUGAUGCAGGCAGUUUGGGAGAUGAGAAUAUCGUUACGCACGUUGACGGAUGGCGGUCUUGGACAGACUAUCGUGCGGAUUGGGAGGAAUACGAAGUACCACCGAACACAGCCGACUUUAUUGCAAAUCAGAAACCUCUUGCAGCGCCGCCUGCUCUACAAGAAGGGACCACGGAUGGUGUUGACUCAGUCUUGGGAGAUGAUAUAGGCCUCUCAAGGAAAGAGAAGGUCCAGCAGCGCCAGACAAAACCAGCAGCAAUUGAACUGCAGGCCUGGGGUACGCAAGCGUAUGCCAAAUUGCAAGGACAGACUCAGGAAAAUGCAGACUACAUGAACGAAAACAGUAGUCAAAAUGACGAUUCAAGCGACAAUGCAGCACACCAUCGACCCAUCCAGUCUAUUGAAAAUAGUACAAUGGUGUCAUCGCCUGCCCCAAGAUCAAGUGACGAUAGUGAUGGCGAUGAUGUGAGCAUGGAGAAGCCGGCAAAGUCGAUUGAAAGGGAUGGUCGAAUCUUUCCACUGAGUCCAUCAGAUGAUGAAGACCAUACUAUGACACAAGGCUGGCCCAUGCCACGUAUUCAGGCCCGUAGUAAACCCCCACCAACGGUUACAUUGGUUGCUUCAACGACAGCGACAAAGGAUGCGCGCCACGCGCCCCAAGAACCUAGCUGCGGGGCCCCAUUUUGUGCUCGUAGAGUUACUCCUGGUGGUCAUGUUGUAAUGGUGCCGGCACAGAUGCAGGGACGUGGAGAGGCAAAGGGAACGGGAGACGGAAAAGGAGAGUAA